Messenger RNA from Periconia digitata, 1420 nucleotides. NCBI's taxonomy places the organism in Eukaryota, Fungi, Ascomycota, Dothideomycetes, Pleosporales, Periconiaceae. The record is from the annotation of a GenBank genome assembly.
UCUUUCCUUAGAAGAAUCUCGCAACCAUAUAUCAUCGAGGUCAAUCAACAUAACAAAGCACAACAUACAUUCAACCUCGAGACCUCAACACAACCAACCCAUAAAGCUUCCAAGAUGCUUUACAAAGACGAGGUCGACCACAAUCAAAUAGUGAGCGUGCUCCAGCACAACAUCCUCACACCGGACAUGCUAGAAGAUGAAGCUGUCCAUCUGACAAAGAUCUAUUUCCACCUCACCCUGUUCGUCGAUAUCGAAAUUUCGGAAUCCGCAAUCGCCGCCGCUUACCGAGAGAUUCGCGCUAACCAGGACGUCGAUGCUGACAUGGAAAUGAUGAUCGCUACCACUGAAGAACGCUCUGACGAUGAUGAGGAUGAGCCUGAUCUAGACAUCCAAUCGAUGAUGGAGCAAAUAAAUAUUAACAACAACGAGGGUGAGCCUGGUCUUGACAUCCAAUCGAUGAUGGAGCAGAUGGAUAUCAGCACCAACGGGGGUGCAGGAUCGGUGGGAGCCGCAGAGACACGGAAUAGAGGGUGGAUCAUGCACUUCCCUGUCCAAGGGUGCGGCGUUUGCGAUGCGAGGUGGCGCAUGAUACACACUGACUACGUCGUGACCUGGUCCCACGAGCGGCCAUGGUGGGAGUAUGUGCCUGACAACGUGCUGGAUUGGCUACAGGAGCAUGUGCUUGAGCAUAUUAUUGUUGGAGAUGCUGCUGCAGCUGCUGCAUCUGGCGAUGGGAUUGCCUUGCGAUAGGCGAGGAUGAAUGGUUCUUCUCUUCUAGCGUUUGGAGUUAUUGACAUUUGAUAUAAUGGAGAAUUUCAUUUCUGAUUUUUAGUCAUGUUGUUAAGGGUAAUGAGUGCUUUUCGCAGUGAUUAUGUAACUUUGAGCUAUGCAUGGAUUUUUUUUGUGAUAUGGCAAGAUGGAAUCGGGAUUAAUAUACACAUGUGCAGGCAAUCAAGACGGAUGCAUUGUGUGUGAGACCAAAGCGCGAAACCACAACAGCAGCCCAUAUCAACAUUAUGCGCAUCAAAACUUGAUGCGACGUAGUCAACAAAUCCCAUAGAUUUCACGUUCCGUAAAGCAUCCAAGCGCCCCUAGCCAAGUUGCCAUUGACCGUCAUGUCCUCGCGCAGGGUGUGCGAUGAGCCGCAAAUUCCGAAUGGUUGUUCAUACAUCUCCACAGAAACGCGCCUGUAUACUCCUGAAAAAUCAUCCCGAUCCGUUCGCCCUCUCAAUAGAGGGAGGAAACAAGGAGUUGUGGAUUAUUUCUUCCUCCGGUUGGCUUUCUUGAUGGCAUUAUAUGUCCCUCCCUUAUCCCACAAUACCUCUUGUAGAUGCGCUUGUGCAUUGAUAAGCACGGAGGGAAGUCCUGGGAUAACCGUGACCACCUCGCCAGUACUAUUGGACUUGGACCGUAUGUCGCU